This is a messenger RNA of Filobasidium floriforme, 1953 nucleotides long. RefSeq lists its product as uncharacterized. The record is from RefSeq and is a predicted model, not a curated record. The transcript has a single exon. Bases 1 to 1953 code for a protein of 650 amino acids. Lineage: Eukaryota; Fungi; Basidiomycota; Tremellomycetes; Filobasidiales; Filobasidiaceae.
AUGACUUCAACACAAUCCCACUCAGAGCACGGCCAAUUCCACCUCGAAGAGGCUCUAGGCACACCUCCAUAUAUCGCGGAUCUUCUAAGGGAGAUGUCGGAUAACAGCCACCAGACGGUAUCCGGCAUCAGCUCACAACACAUUGCGGACCUUGCCGGCGGGAUGAGAGAGUGUGGCAAUAGUUCAGCCUCGUCUCAUUGUCCUAUGCAAGAAGUAUUUGACACCACCUACGAGUUUGCACACGACCAGUCCAGGUUGUAUGGAAAUACUGGAUUUCCUGUCAAUGGUUUCACCGUUUUCGACACUACUCAGCCAUCAACUACGCACCACCUUCCUCCAAGCGCCAGCGGCUACCUCGAUGACGAUUUCCUUUUUCCUCAUGGGAACUUCGCGACCCCCGUUGAUGACCUAUCGGGACAGCUUGAUCCGUAUCACAUGCAGCCUAUUGCCAGCAUCCAUACAACGGUACCUGGAUAUGAUACCGUUACAUAUACUGGCGAUCUUGAUGUCAAUGCCCCUUACAGUUUGGAUCGGCCUGUAAUAAUAGCCACUGGAAAUGGUUCCUCUGUACAAGCGGAUGACUCUGUUCUACUGUCAACACAUUUUUGGAGGAUGCCCGACAGUGCCUCAUGGCUGUCUCAACCUGUAGAGACAACUCCGUGUUCCACAAAUCCCAGACCUAUGGCCCCACCAAAUGAUGCUGUCAGUCAAACUGAUAGGCGCGUCUCGACCAAGAGAAAGCGAGCCACAUGCUCAGGGAUAUUUGGGGCAUGUCCGCAUCGAUUCGAAGACACCCGGUGCUUCACGCAAGUCGAGAUCGCUGCGUGCAACAGGCUCUGUAACCUGUUGACUGGCAAACCUCUUGACUGGAGUAUCUACGGACUGAGGUCGGGCGACGUGAAGCUAUUUCGCAGCAAAUGGCCAAAUGUCCGGGAAGACCAACUUGAUUCCUGUUGGAAAUACAUAAAUUGCUUCAGAAGCUACAACAUGUUGAUUCACAGGCAAGGAUUAUGUGAAGUUGCUAACGAUAAGAAGAAAAUGAAUACGGUCUUCCGACAACAACUCCACUAUCCCACCCAGAGUUGGGAGAAAGACUUGAGUGACUUGCUCAUCGAGGUACUCGACACACUAGCUGAGUGGGAUAUAGGCCAGCUGGAAGUUUAUCCUAGUGGUGUGCAACCCAGCAUACACAUUGGAAAUGCCCCCUUAAGCGCCUCAGAACUGUCAACAUCGAACAUAGCGUUCAGUUUUCCCUACACCAUCUUUCCAUUUGACAGCUCAAUCGACUUGAGCUACCGUGAGGAAACAGGAAACUCUGCCUGCCAAUCCACUGGGAAUCAAGAUUCUAGCCAGGAGGAUAUGGCUGUGUUGGAGACGCCACAUCCUGAGUCUCCUCCUCUCACUUACAUUCAGGCUAUUGAGGCCACCGACAAUAACCAACGGUUUGCAGGAAAAUCAUGUGAAGGAAAGCUACUCUCAUGCACAUGUGAACGGCGAUACCCUGUGCAGCUCUUGACUGGUAUAUAUCUGGAACUAUUCCAAUUCAUCUAUGCUGCGCAAAGUGGUGGAAAAGAGGCUGACUGGAAUGUCUUUGCCCCGGAAUACCGCAACAUGCCUCGGGGUGGUUCAGCUAAUUUUGGAAAGGUGGUGUGUGGCGGUAAUACAAACAAGCAGAUACUACGGAAAUACAUGACCCAGUGUCGUCGAGUCAUAUGCCAAACACAUGAUCAGGGGUUUUGUAGACAUCUGAUGGAGCAGUUGAGUCAGCAAGGCAUCAAUGGGAACUUCACCCAAAAACCAGUGGACUUUGUCGACAGUUUCAAGGCGGUCAAAGCUCUUCCUGAAUCCGCUUGGACAAUUGGUCGCCCAUCACUGUUUCAGGCAAUUGAAGAUGAUAGUUCAUACAUAGAGUUGCCAUUUCAGUCCAAUCCUGUAACCACAAUCUCUUCAUGA